Alternaria ventricosa is the source of this 387-nucleotide messenger RNA. RefSeq lists its product as uncharacterized. The record is from RefSeq and is a predicted model, not a curated record. NCBI's taxonomy places the organism in Eukaryota, Fungi, Ascomycota, Dothideomycetes, Pleosporales, Pleosporaceae. The transcript is spliced from 2 exons. The coding region runs from base 1 to 387 and encodes 128 amino acids.
AUGUCCGACGCCCCCCAAGACACCCUUCCCGAAACUUUCGAGAUACCCAGUAAUAAGAUUAUCUACAAUCAGAUCCGCGCCAGCAUGAAGAUUUUAGGAGAACAACCAGAACCCCAAGGCCUCAAUUUCACUGUGCGAGCAAGAGUUGAGGCUGAGAUCGAGACUGAGAGGAAAUUGGUCGUGGAAGCGCGGAAGCGGCUGGAGCGCGCUGAGGAACGUUGGCACCUUGAGCAGGACAGAUCUAUUUAUGCGAAUGCGGAGAAGGGUAGAAAGAUUAGCGGCUUAUGUGCGCUGAUGGACAAGAUUAAAGAGGUUAUGCCGGAGGAUGCAUGGGCAGAUGUUGGGGAGGCGAGUGAAGAACAUGAUGACAGCUCUGAUAGUAGCUAA